UGUCUAUUUUUUUAUAAUAGUUUUAAUUUAUAUAAAUUUCAAUCUAAUUUUUUGUAUCUGUCCUAUUAAAUGACCCAGGAUUUUGGGGGCCUUUUUUUAUGAUUCAACUAUUGUCUUAUCUGUCGAGAUAUACGGGGUAUUUACAUCAUAGGUAAUUCACAAUAGAUUCAUUUGUUAACAAAAGUCAUGAGGUUGUGGUUGUAACUGAUAAAUUUGAAAAUUAAUUAUCCAUAGUAUAUAUAUUUAUUUUACAAAGCUACAGUUUCCUUUAUGUAUAGUUUUAAUAAAAUUCAUGUUUGGCCCAAGAUUAGGUCAAGUGUGAAUCAAAACAGUGUUCUAUGUAUGGCCCAUUAAUAUAGAAAGGUUGCUUAUGUGUGGUAUAAUCAAACAAUGAGAUGAAAGAAUUGAAAAUGUUUUAAUUUUGACUCCCUAAAUUUUGUUAGUGGUGGUGGUAAUUUAUUUAAGAUAUUAAAAUGGAAUCACUAAUUAGAUAGAAAAUAUUUUUUAGACAUUUGAUAAUUUCAACUGCAAGAAAAGUUGUUGAUUAUUUAUGUACCAAAAUAAAUUUAUUUAGAUUUUUGUUUACAUUUCUUUAGAAUGAAAGUAAACAAGAAUUGUGUUUUAUUACAUAAUAAUAAUUAAAUUAAUUUGAAUAUUUAGGGUUGUGAUCGACAGGCUCUGGUUUGGGAUAUGCGUACUGGUCAGUGUGUGCAAUCUUUUGAAGGACAUGAAGCUGAUAUAAAUACUGUAAAAUUUUAUCCUAGUGGAGAUGCUAUUGCUACAGGUUCUGAUGAUGCAACGUGUCGAUUGUUUGAUUUACGAGCAGAUAGAGAAGUAGCUGUAUAUUCAAAGCAAAGUAUUAUAUUUGGUGUCAAUUCUGUUGAUUUUUCUGUUAGUGGUAUGUAUAAUCUGUUUUUUAAUCUCUAUUAAAUCAUUUAUCUAUUAUUAUUAUUAUGCGGAGUUUAGUGAAUUAUACUCAGUACACACCGGUGGCUGUGUACUAUGCCGGACCUGAGUCAAGACAAAGCAACCAAAACAAAACUAAAAUUAAAUAAGUGUGCCAGUGUCUGU
Centruroides sculpturatus (bark scorpion) is the source of this 1071-nucleotide messenger RNA. RefSeq names its product guanine nucleotide-binding protein subunit beta-5a-like. Bases 691 to 930 code for a protein of 79 amino acids. Gene Ontology annotation, biological process: G protein-coupled dopamine receptor signaling pathway; G protein-coupled receptor signaling pathway. The record is from RefSeq and is a predicted model, not a curated record. Gene Ontology annotation, cellular component: heterotrimeric G-protein complex; cytoplasm. Gene Ontology annotation, molecular function: protein binding; signaling receptor complex adaptor activity. NCBI's taxonomy places the organism in Eukaryota, Metazoa, Arthropoda, Arachnida, Scorpiones, Buthidae. The transcript is spliced from 2 exons.